AUGGCUGGUGGACACUAUCGCUCGGUGAAGAUUGACCCUGCUAUUGAGCGGUGGCAGAACAUGCACAACACCAUGUACCAGCGUUUCCGCUGGACGCCCAAGAAUGCUCCUUCGAUUCUGUUCUGGGGUAUUGGUGUCCCUACGUUGACCUUCCUUGCUAUUUCGAACACAAACUACCGUUGGGAGUUUGGCGGUAAGCGCAAGGAUGAGUCUCUCCUGCGCGAAGCUCCGGCUGCUGACGCAUAA
Malassezia pachydermatis is the source of this 246-nucleotide messenger RNA. Its product is annotated as nadh-ubiquinone oxidoreductase subunit. The record is from RefSeq and is a predicted model, not a curated record. The transcript is spliced from 4 exons. Gene Ontology annotation, cellular component: mitochondrion. Lineage: Eukaryota; Fungi; Basidiomycota; Malasseziomycetes; Malasseziales; Malasseziaceae. Bases 1 to 246 code for a protein of 81 amino acids.